Drosophila montana is the source of this 1717-nucleotide messenger RNA. RefSeq names its product tektin-3-like. The record is from RefSeq and is a predicted model, not a curated record. The transcript is spliced from 4 exons. Gene Ontology annotation, cellular component: microtubule cytoskeleton; nucleus. The coding region runs from base 74 to 1618 and encodes 514 amino acids. NCBI's taxonomy places the organism in Eukaryota, Metazoa, Arthropoda, Insecta, Diptera, Drosophilidae. Gene Ontology annotation, biological process: cilium movement involved in cell motility; cilium assembly.
AUUUUACCUUUAUUGUAGUUGCACCAAAUUCUAAGUAAUUAAAAUUUUCGGAGUAUCAAGCACAGCAGCAAUCAUGUCGAACCAGCACGAUGGAAACACUGCGUUGCCGACACAGAGCGUCAUGUAUUCUCAAUUGCAGCCAUGGAGCCAUGCGGGUGCGCCGCCCUGCAUGGAGCCAAUCAGUGGUGCGACAGUGCCGACUCGGUUGGCCGCCUCCUAUGAGACAACGCAGCGGCAUCCGUGGCGGCCCAAAAUGGCCUUCGAGAUGAUCGAGGUGAAGCAUAUGCCGGAGCAGCCGGUUACCAAUCAGAUGACGCAGCCAUGCUUUGUGCCCCAGGGCAUGAAAACGGAGGGCAUGAUAUUUCCGAAUCUUGUUACCGGAUUCGAGCGCAAUCCACAGCAUGCGGCACGUGCCGCACUCUACACGCGCUACACUAACAACGAGUGGCACAACAACAAUAUUGGCAUCUACGGCGAGUCCAACACGAAUCGCAACAUGUCGGAGCGCAUGCGCAAUGAUGCAGUGCGUCUUAUGCGCGAGACGGACGAGACGGCAUCGAUGGGCCAGCGGGACGCCGGUCGCCGUCUGGGUGAACGCAUUACGGAUUUGACAUUUUGGCGCAACGAGCUAAACGCCGAGCUGGAGAAGUUGAUUGGCGAGAUGUCCGACAUCAAUGAGCUGCAGCGGCAGUGCGGCAAGGCGAUGCUGGACCUGGAGAUUCCGCUGCAUAUCGCCCAGGAGUGUCUAUUCCAUCGCGAGGGACGUCAGGGCAUGGAGAAGGUGCACGAUAAUGUGGAGAAGGCGCUGCUACUGGAGAUCAAUCAUUUGCGCAAUUCGCGCGAUCGUCUCAAGGAUCUGCACGAGAAGAUUGCCAAGCAGGCGAUCGACUGCCGUGGCGCCCAGCAUUUGCUGGAAAUCGAUGUAACACAAAAGGAGUCCACCAUGGGCAUCGAUUCCAUGUGCCAUCGCCUGAACAACUACAGUCGCGGCAUCACCUACUUCGGUGGCAUCGAGAAGUACGAUCCGACGGUCAGCACACAGGACUCCUGGGCACUGGCCAGCAGUGAGCAUGUCAAGCGUUCGCAGGCGGAACGCGCCAAGUUGUCGCAGCUGCGCAGCGACUCACAGAACGUGGUCAAUGCCGUGGCCUCCUCUGUCUGGGACUUCUGGAACAAUACGAACAAUGCGCUGGAUAGGCGCGCCCAGGAAAUGGCCGGCGCGAAGAGUCGCGUACAGAUGCAUCUACAGAAGGUGCAGCAGGAGCUGUUCGAUAUGGAGAAACAUCUGUUUCUACUGCAGAAGGCCAUACAGGACAAAUCGAAUCCGCUUAAGGUGGCGCAGACGCGUCUCGAGGCGCGCUCUCAUCGUGAGGGCAUGGAGCUGUGCAAGGAUACAGCCCACGAUCGCCUUGUGCUGGAGGUGCAGGACUUGCAAGGCACUGUCGACGUGCUACAUCAUAAGCUGCAGCAGGCGGAGGCCACCCAUCAGUCUUUGCUCAAGACCCGCUGCAUCCUGGAGGAGGAUUUGCGCAACAAGGUCAACGCUCUGUUCAUCGAUCGUGAGAAAUGCAUGAGUUUGCGUCGCUCUUUUCCCAUAACCAACUUGAUUCGUUAUUGAUAAAUGUUUCGGUAUCUAUUUCCAUUUGUUAGUUUCAAAUUGUAUCACGUGGUAAUGUCUAGUGUAGUCCUUAUUCACAAAUAUAAUAUAUGUUUGCAA